UAUUUUUUUUUUUUUUGAUAACAGCUCGGGGAACUGGCAGAUAGUCCUACCGCGAGCAAGAUAUGGGGAACACGGUAACGAGGGAUGACUUCGAGUGGGUCUAUACGGAGCAACCGCACUGUAGUCGGAGGAAGCAGAUACUAGGUAAGCAGCCCAUUCUCUUACGUCCGUAUCAAUAGCCUAAUACUCAAAAAUACAUUGGCCAAAGGAAGGUUAUUUUGUUGUCUUGUUGAAUGCGAUAAAUCCUUGCUUACUCCUGUAAAAUCCGACAGGCUUAGCCAUACUGUCUAAACACUAGGCUAUAUACAUUUCACAAUAUGGAUAAGCCUUUACAUAAGGAGUCUCUAAUAUGUAAACUUUUUAUUAAUCACCUUUUUUUUUUUUUUUUUACCAUUGGUGAUACAUGUUUUCAUUGAUUUACUCAUUAAUUCAAUGAAGCCUAAUCAUGUUGUACCACCAGAAAGACGCCAUUCCCAUGCAAUGGUGAUGUAGAGCGAUCACCGUCAUUCAUAUCCUACAUCAAUGACCACUUGAGUGAUAAUCUAUAGUUUACCAGGUAUUUUGAUUUCUUGCCACAUGACAUACUACUGGUGUAUUCCUCCUGAUAUCUGUAGCCUAGUAAAUAUUGUCUUAGAAGCAGAGGAUACAGCCAAGACCGAAACAGGUGCAACCACCUGUUUGACAAGUAAGACAAGUUUUCCCUGCCAAGUAGUGGGCAACUCUGGGUCAAGACGAGGAAAUGCAGAAACUACUUUUGAAUGGGAGGUUCUUGAUUUGUAGGAUUUUGGCCAUCUGGUUCUGAGGCACUACACAGACAAAUAUUCAUCCUAUUAGUUAGCUUUAAGUUUAUUUCCUAAAAUGCAGUCCUGUAAUUCUGAUGUGUGUUUAGCCCAUUGUACAGAUGUAAAUCAUCGUAUGGUUCUGUUGGCCAGUGUGUCUCUGAGAUUACUCUGAUUUUAAACGUACAACAUUUUAUCAUCCAAUCAAAUUAUUUAUAAAGCCCUUUUUACAUCAGCAGAUGUCACAAAGUGCUUAUACAGAAACCCAGCCUAAAACCCCAAACAGCAAGCAAUGCAGAUGUAGAAGCACAGUGGCUAGGGAAAAACUCCCUAGAAAGGCAGAAACCUUGAGAGGAACCGGGCUCUGAGGGGUUGCCAGUCCUCUUCCGGCUGUGCCGGGUGGAGAUUAUAAGAGUACAUGGCCAUUAAGGCCAGAUUGUUCUUCAAGAUGUUCAAACGUUCAUAGAUGACCAGCAGGGUCAAAUAAUAAUCACAGUGGUUGUAGCGAGUGCAACAAGUCAGCACCUCAGGAGUAAAUGUCAGUUUGCUUUUCAUAGCCGAGCAUUCAGAGGUCGAGACAGCAGGUGCUGUAGGGAGAGUCUAAAACAGCACGUCCGGUGAACAGGUCAGGGUUCCAUUGCCGCAGGCAGAACAGUUGAAACUGGAGCAGCAGCACGACCAGGUGGACUGGGGACAGCCAGGAGUCAUCAGGCCGGGUAGACCUGAAGUAUUGUCCUAGGGCUCAGGUCCUCCGGGAGGAGAGGGGGAGAGAGAGAAUAUUAGAGGGAGCAUACUUAAAUUCACACAGGACACCAUAUAAGACAGGAGAAUUACACCAGAUAUAACAGACCCUCGGCACAUAGACUAUUGCAGCAUAGAUACUGGAGUCUGAGACGGGGGACGCAGGAUAUAACCCUACACACUUUGCCAAAGCCCAGCCCCUACACCAUUAGAGGCAUAUCAACAGACCUCCAACUUACUACCCUGAGACAAGGCUGAGUAUAGCCCACGAAGAUCUCCUCCACCGCACGAGCCUGAGGGGGUGCAAGACCAGACAGGAAGAUAAAGGGCUGUUCAAUGUCGGUCCUGGAGGGCCAAAGCACUUCUGGUUUUCAUUCUGUCCUUAUAAUAAGGGACUGAUUUCUGGUCCUAGCCACCAGGUGAGUGCAAUUAACUAACUGGUAGAACCAAACCAGAAGUGUUUCGGCCCUCCAGGACAGGAAUUGAACAGCCCUGUUUAGAUGUCAUUACACUAUAAAUAAGGAAUCAAUGAGUAUUUCUAUCUGCCAAGUCAUCUACUCAAAUCAGCUGCAUUAUAAUGUUAAGUCUGUCACGACCAGUGUAAAAGUUAUACUGUACCUCAAUUUGUCUCCAUUCUUUUCUUUUUUACACCCCCUCCUCCUUUCCUCCCUCUCCACAGCCAAGCACCCGGAGAUCAAGUCCUUGAUGGGCCCUGACCCCCAGCUCAAGUGGGUGGUGACAGCCAUGGUCCUGACCCAGGUGCUCUGCUGCUUCCUGGUUCGUGACCUCAGCUGGAAGUGGCUCAUCUUCUGGGCCUACAUGUUCGGCGGCUGCAUCAACCAUUCCCUCACGCUCGCCAUCCACGACAUCUCGCACAAUGUGGCCUUCGGCAAUAAGGACGCUAUGCUCAACCGCCUCUUUGGCAUCUUCGCCAACCUACCAAUUGGCGUGCCCUACUCCAUCAGCUUCAAGAAGUACCACGUGGACCACCACCGCUACCUGGGCGGCCACGGGCUUGACGUGGAUGUCCCGACCCGCCUGGAGGCUCGUCUCUUCAGCUCCCCCGCCCGCAAGAUCCUGUGGCUCUUCCUGCAGCCGCUAUUCUACGCGCUGCGCCCCCUGGUGGUCAACCCCAAGCCCGUAGGCAGGCUUGAGCUGUUGAAUUUAAUGGUGCAGCUAGCCUUCGAUGCUUUCAUAGUGUACCUCUGGGGGCUUAGGCCUCUGGUCUACUUGAUAGCGGGCUCGCUGUUGUGUAUGGGACUGCACCCGAUCUCGGGGCACUUUAUCGCCGAACACUACAUGUACCUGAGCGGGAUCGAGACGUACUCCUACUACGGGCCGCUCAACUAUAUCACCUUUAACGUGGGCUACCACAUGGAGCACCACGACUUUCCCAGCAUCCCCGGCAGCCGCCUCCCUCAGGUAACUCACCUUUCAUGUAGGAUAAACUGACUGAUUGUGUAGGAUGUAGGUGAUUUGUAAGGAAUGAACUAGACUUACUUUGAGUGUUUGCUUGAGUCUGCCCAGAGUGCCAGAUGGGCAGGGUUUGUAGUUUCUGAACUAUUAUAUUUGUUUAUUAAGCCAGACAACCUCAAAGGGGCACAGAUAAAGUAUUUGAAAUUAUUUCAAAGUAACCCAGGUCUGGAUGUGAAUUAUGAUGUGGGUGAUAUAGGAUGUGAACUCAUGUAGGAUAUCAAUGGCGAAAUUUAGCCACAGUUUUCUGUUGGCUAAAGUGCACGCAAUAUCAUCCCGUUUAGGACAAACCCCUGGCCCCAAUGAUAGCUGACUCAUAUCAGUGACAUGGCAUGCAAAUCUAAACCUUGCUGGCAUUCCACUGACAAUUGUGAAAGAUUCAAGGCCGUAUUCAUAGCGUCUCAGACUCUGAGUAAGAGUGAUUUGGCCCCCACCUGUCCAUAUAAUCUUAUUUAUUAUGAUCUAAAAAGCUAAACUAUUCCCAGAUCAGCACUCCUACUCAGAUGCUUUAUGAAUACGGACCCAGAAGCUGCACAUAGCUGCUUUCUCUGUGUGGAAAAGGGCCAUGCUGACAGACUGACAUCAAAGGGACAAUGGAUACCGAAAAAGUGACUAAUAAUAAUAUGCCAUUUAGCAGACGCUUUUAUCCAAAGCGACUUACAGUCACGCGUGCAUACAUUUUUGUGUAUGGGUGGUCCCAGGGAUCGAACCCACUACCUUGGCGUUACAAGCGCCGUGCUCUACCAGCUGAGCUACAGAGGACCACAGAGGUGUGGUAAAACAGAACACAUAAACGGCAAGAUAGCUUCAUCUUGACUGCUGUUAUGGGUGGAAGCACAACGCUGCGCAAUUAGCUAGCUUUAUUACUGUGUGUGUGUCACUAACACUAUGAAUAGGAGCCAAGGUCUGGAUCAUUAGUGUACAGCAGUCACUAGGGAGGAAUGGUGACACCCAAAACAACAGUUAAUAAGAACCUCUGUCUUAUCUCUAUAGAGAUUGUAGAAGUGGAAAAGUUGUUAGCUUACAGUUUCACUGGGGUAUAAGGAGCAAUAAAGGGUUGUGAUGAAUGCCUUUUCAAUAAAACCAUCUCACCCAGCAUAGCUGCAGGAAGUAGUGGUGCUGAGACUGCUGCAGCACCCCCUGAUAAAUAGAAAAAUGUAGUAAGAAUAUUUUUGGGGAAAACAUUAUUUUAAUUAUUUGUGUACUGGGCCUUUUAUUACUUCUGAAUGAGCGGACAAAAAUAGAAUCUCUCCAAAUUACAUAUUUGUGUCCUUACCUUGAAAGCAGUCUAUGGACAAGGAGAGACUGCAAUCCACGCUUAAGGCUUGUUUACCUAGCCACUGCCAGCAGCUGCGCUAAUAACAGUAAAAUACAAGUCAUUGAGCUUCACAAUCUCUUUCACAGUACUUAGACUUUUUUGGUUAGAAAAUGCUACGGAAACAAAUAGGUAAUUUUGUACUUUGGGUGAACUAUCUCUUCAAGCAAAAUAAAAUGUUAUAAAACCAUAGCAGUUAUGGAACAAAUCCAAUCCCAUGAUGCCUCACUACGAGCCUCUAGAUACGAGUUUCAGUCAUAAACUGUAGAGGAAUGCUGCAGGCCCACCCCUGUCAGUUUCGCAGCCUGGCCUACACCUUUCUUUGUUUGUUUCCAUAGUGGUGUUCCUGUUCUGUUGAUACGGUAACUAAAGCCUUGUUCACACUGCAUGCCUUAAUGCUCAUCAGUUUAGUUUUACUGUUUUGGAAUAUUGACUGUCCACAGCAAGUUACAAGUGACCAAAUCGGAUUUGUGUGUUCAGACAGCAGUCAAUUUCUGACAUGGCUACGCUAGUUGUCAUGGUAAUGAUGGGUGUGUGCACAGUGGUAUUGGUGGUGCUCGUGCUUCCUAUCACCCAGAAGUUAUGUAGCCAGCUAAAGUUACAACAAUGCCUUCCAUUGACAGUUCCCAGUUGCUUUGAAUGUUCAAAAUCAUAUUGUAAGAACACUUUUAAAGCCUCAAAGGAUAAGAUGAUCCAACUUUCAAAACAAGUCCUUAUUGGCUAGCCAAGGCAGUCAGCUAGCUAGGUAGCUCUUUAGCUUUCUAGCACAUUCACUAAUUUGUUUGUAAACAAUUAACAAGCUAAUUGGCUACCACAUGUUCUUGUCAUACUGUCAAGAGUAGCUAGCAAGCAACAAGAUAUGCCAAAUAAGUCUAAACUACUUGAGGGCAAAUAAAUCAGAUUUGACUGUUCAGACAAGUCACAUGGCCAGGAAUCUGAUUUGUAUCUGACUUCAAACCACCUAGGAAAUGUAUCAGAUUCCAUGUGCUUUUUGGCUGUUCAGACUUCUGAAAAAGAACAGAUUCGAAUCGGAUAGGCAAAUUAUUAUAAUUUUUUGGUCACUUCAAACUGCUAAUGUGAACACUGCUUAAUACCUUGUAGGCCUAUCCCUGACGAAGGCCAUGCAGCCGAAACGCGUCAGUUUUUCAACUUUGUUUCCAUUGAACAUGCCAUAAAAAUAAAGGCAUUUGAAUUAAUUAUAUGAAGAGUGCCUUGGUCCUCCUUUCUUUUUGAUGACCAAUUUACCCCUUUUACUAAAGAGCACCUUAUGUCUAUGAAUCUACUAUUGUGUAACUUAGCGCUUCACUUUUUUUUCUCUACCUUGUAGGCCUACUUGUCAGACGGUCCUGUUUAUAACAGUUAGAAAAGACAAAGGCAGACAUAGAAACACUAGAAUGAUAGGGUGACUCAGUGACUUAAGCCUCUUAUGAAAGAGUGGAGGAGGAGAUUUCAACUGGUUGGUCUAGUUCUAUCCUGACUUGAUGACGUAGUAGUUUGACAGCUUAUACCAUAUUUUAGGAUUGUUCACGUUGAAGUUCAAAACGUUAUCAUUCUUGUUAGGAGUGGACAUUUUGUUUUCUGGUUACAGGCAUGUGGCUCAUGCAUAUGAAACAGACAAAACAUAAACAGUAAUGUGUUUGGAUAUGUACUUGUUUGAACAAUGUACUCCUGUUUUAUGUUUUACCCCAUUUAUUAAUUUAGUUACUAUGGAUACAGGGAUAUCUCACAUGUUUGACAAGUUUUAUGUUUUAGACCCUCACUUUUCCUCAAACUAUUGGCAUCUUGAAAUGCCUUUGUCUCUCCCACUGGUCAAGCAACUAAUCGAAGUUAAUUUGUAUACUAGUUCUUUGUACAGAUAGCCUUACAAAAUAUGUAUCCCAUCCUCUGAGUGAGCUUUGUUUAGUCCCUUCUACCUGGGGUCAUGAACUAAAGCUAUACUGAACAAAAAUAUAAACGCAACAAUUUCAAAGAUUUUACUGAGUUACAGUUCAUAGAAGGAAAUCAGUCAAUUGAAAUGUGUUCAUUAGGCCCUAAUCUAUGGAUUUCACAUGACUGGGCAGGGGAGCAGCCAUGGGUGGGUCUGGGAGGGCAUAGACCCACCCACUGGGGAGCCAGGCUAAUCAGAAUGAGUUUUUGUUCAGUAGAAAAACUUAGCCAUAGAUCAGGGUCAGUAUUCAUAAAGUGUAAGAGUGCUGAUCUAGAAUCAGGUCGUUGUCCCCCCCCGUCCAUGUAAUCGUAUUUAUUAUCAUCUAAAAGGCCAAACUGAUCAGAACUCUUACUGAGAUGCUUUGUGUAUACUGUGUCUUUACCCUACUAAUGGAUCCAUUGACUAUCAUCCUCCAUGUGAGUUCUCACUGCUGUGCUAUUUACUCACCCCUUCACAUUAGAACAAAAAUUAACUUUCUCUCGCUCCCUCAUUCCUCUUUUGUUCAGGUGAAGAAGAUGGCUCCAGAGUUCUAUGAUGAUUUACCCCAGCAUGACUCAUGGAUACGGGUGCUCUGGGACUUUGUGUUUUGUGAUUCGCUGGGACCUUACUCCAGAAUUAAACGCACCUUUCCAUUGGCUAAGCAAGACUAAGAGCCCAUGCUCUUGAUCUUCUGACCAAUGAUCUUCCACAAGCGCGGCUUGACAACCCAGCUGGGGG
This is a messenger RNA of Coregonus sp. 'balchen', 6952 nucleotides long. Lineage: Eukaryota; Metazoa; Chordata; Actinopteri; Salmoniformes; Salmonidae. The record is from the annotation of a GenBank genome assembly.